Messenger RNA from Ziziphus jujuba (common jujube), 1350 nucleotides. Its product is annotated as protein IRX15-LIKE. Lineage: Eukaryota; Viridiplantae; Streptophyta; Magnoliopsida; Rosales; Rhamnaceae. The coding region runs from base 120 to 1073 and encodes 317 amino acids. The record is from RefSeq and is a predicted model, not a curated record. Gene Ontology annotation, biological process: xylan biosynthetic process. The transcript has a single exon.
CAUUUGGAAUCUUCAGAGAGAAAAGAGAGAGAAAAACAUAAUUUACCCAUUACACACUCUUUAGACCCUCCUCAUCCAAAUUCUCUCUUUCUCUCUUCUUCAUUCAUUAAUCUAUCAACAUGAAGAACAACAAUGGUAACACAAAGCUAAUUCUUCUCCAUCCUUAUAUCCAAAAACAAGGAAGCUCCAAUCGUCUUUGGCUUCUAGCUUUCAUUUCUUUCUUCACUCUAGCUUUCCUUCUCACCCUCAUCUACACAAGAGAGUCAACGGCCACCACAACCGCUGCCACCGCCUUAACCGCCACAGCCAUCGGCACUUCCUCUAAUUUCAACAACGGAGCAUUGCCAACGACGGUUAUCAAUACUCUCCUCCAUUACGCAUCCAAAUCAAACGACUCUUUCCACAUGCCGUACGCCGAGCUCAAACCGAUCUCGGACGUCCUUCGAAAAUGCUCGUCUCCAUGCAAUCUGCUGGUUUUCGGCCUCACACACGAAACUCUUCUCUGGAAAGCUCUAAACCACAAUGGCCGAACAGUUUUCAUCGACGAGAAUCGCUACUAUGCGGCUUACAUUGAAGAAUUGCAUCCGGAAAUCGAUGCAUACGACGUCCAUUACACGACGAAGAUGAAGGAAGCGAAGGAUCUCAUGGCUACAGCAAAGGAACAGAUAAGGAAUGAAUGCAGGCCAGUGCAGAACCUUUUGUUUUCUGAGUGCAAGCUCGGACUCAACGACUUGCCUAACCAUGUCUAUGAAGUGGAUUGGGAUGUGAUCUUGGUCGAUGGACCCCGAGGCGAUUGGCCCGACGCACCCGGUCGUAUAUCGCCGAUAUUCACGGCCGGCGUGCUUGCGAGGAGCAAGAAAGGCGGGAAUGCGAAAACGCAUGUGUUCGUGCAUGAUUUCAGAGAGGGUUUGGAGAGGGUUUAUGGGGAUGAGUUCUUGUGCAGAGAGAAUUUGGUUGAAGAGACUGACUUCCUUGGUCAUUACGUUGUGGAGAAAAUGGAUGAGAAUUGUUUUCAGUUCUGUCACAACAAGACGGAAUCAGCAACAACUUCUUCUUCUUCUUCUUCAUCUUAGUCGUCAAUGUUUUUGCAAAAAAAGCAAUAAUCAUCAUAGUGGUAAUGGGAUUGGGGGUCUCAAUGGCAUAAAGAAGUAAAAAAAAAACAUUGGAGUUAUUUAUGAUCGUUUUGUUCUUUUUAGAGAACUAUUUCUUUUUCUUCUUCUUCUUCUUUCUUCUUCUUUCUUGUGUUGUGGACUGGAAGGGGCAUGUAAAAAAUAAUUCUUUUUUAGCAAAUUAUUGCAAACUCUUGUAUACCAAAAAAAAAUGAAUUGAAAAUAUUGAUGAGUUUCAAAA